AUGGCAGCUCCGCUGGGAGGCAUGUUUUCUGGGCAGGCCCCGGGGCCCCCGCAGCCCCCUUCGGGACUCCCAGGCCAGGCUUCACUUCUUCAAGCGGCGCCAGGGGCUCCGAGAUCCUCUAACACUACUUUGGUGGACGAGCUAGAGUCUUCUUUCGAGGCCUGCUUUGCCUCUCUGGUGAGUCAGGAUUACGUCAAUGGCACCGAUCAGGAAGAAAUUCGCACCGGUGUUGAUCAAUGUAUCCAGAAGUUUCUGGAUAUUGCAAGACAGACAGAAUGUUUUUUCCUACAAAAAAGAUUACAGUUAUCUGUCCAGAAACCAGACCAAGUUAUCAAAGAGGAUGUCUCAGAACUAAGGAACGAGCUGCAGCGGAAGGAUGCCCUGGUCCAGAAGCACCUGACCAAGCUCCGGCACUGGCAGCAGGUGCUGGAUGACAUCAACGCGCAGCACAAAAAGCCGACCGACCUCCCCCAGGGCUCCUUGGCGUACCUGGAACAGGCGUCAGCCACCAUCCCCGCGCCGCUGAAGCCGACCUGA
Orycteropus afer afer is the source of this 537-nucleotide messenger RNA. RefSeq names its product mediator complex subunit 28 (gene MED28). Gene Ontology annotation, cellular component: mediator complex. The transcript has 4 exons. The record is from RefSeq and is a predicted model, not a curated record. Lineage: Eukaryota; Metazoa; Chordata; Mammalia; Tubulidentata; Orycteropodidae. Bases 1 to 537 code for a protein of 178 amino acids.